Molecule: messenger RNA, 1308 nt
Organism: Penicillium maclennaniae
Lineage: Eukaryota; Fungi; Ascomycota; Eurotiomycetes; Eurotiales; Aspergillaceae
Product: Nur1/Mug154 family protein
Exons: 2
Coding region: 1-1308 (435 amino acids)
Biological process (GO): maintenance of rDNA; regulation of exit from mitosis
Source: RefSeq, a predicted model, not a curated record
AUGCCUCGUCUCGUGCGCCGCCGCCCACUGGCGGAGCGCAUCCGCGCCUACCUGGACCCGUGGGACUUUUUCCUUUGGGUAUCCGAGGAGAUCGAAUGCCAUGACUGGGAUGAGAUGAACAAGGACUGGGGGAUGGCUAUCGGAAUAUCGCUCAAUUUUAUUUUCCUUGUCGCUCGUGCGAACAGUCGCUCAAGCGGAAGCAAAGCCAUUGACGAUGUGUUUGGGGAAGACGAGGGCGUGCCCUGGCUCAGUUGGUUUGCAUCGUCCGUCGUUCUUGUCUUGAGCAUAUUUUCAGGCUUCAACGCUUUUUUCACAUUUUAUCGCAAGCGACACUACCGUAUGUUCGAGAACUCGAUCGAUAACGCCCCCGCUACACCUUCUGCACGUCGUGUCCGAGUCGACUCGAGCCCUCUGACCGCAUCGCCCCUCCGAUACUUGGCCAACGCUCUGUCAGGCGAAUCCGCCCAAAUGCGGGCCCACCCCGAUGCGCAACGCGAUGUUUGGGAGGUUGCGAUGUGGGACCCCAUUUCGAUGAGUGUGCGCUUGUUCUGCCUGUUUAGCCCAGGGCAUGUGUUGAUCUACUUGCACUUUUUACCGGCCCAACUAUCGGACCCUCGUCCCAGUAUGACAGUGGCGACUACCAUCUUCUUGACUGCUCUGUUGUCGGUGCAGAUGUCAUUUUUGUCGUCGUCAUAUACACAGCAAGCAAAGGAUUCGGCUCUGGUGCAGAAGGAGGUCUUCAAGGAAUAUGAAACCAAAUUCGUCCAUCCUAGAACACGACCUCUGAUGAGAGAUGUUGGUACGCAGUUUUCUGAUGAGAUAGCUGCCGCUGGAGAGUCACCAAACAAGGUGGAAACCUACACUCCGACUUUCAUCAUUAAUCAUGGCUUCAAGACUAGCCCCAACCCAAAUUAUCACAGCCACGUCGACCCUGACGGCGCCUCGCCGAGACGAUUUGUUCCAAAGUCCACACCUAGUGCCUCGUCAAUUUUCCAAACAGAAUCAUUACUACACACCCCCACUGUGUCACGAGAUGGUUCCCCUUUGGUACGAACCGGAGGGACGAGUAUGAGACAGCCGCAAUUCCGACCUGCCUCAACAACUACUGGAGAUGGCGGUAGCCUCGGGGUAUAUUCGCAUGCAAACUCUCCUUUGAGAAAAUCGGCAUCGACCGCUUUUGAGCGCCGUGUCCAGAACAAUGGAGAUUUUGUUUACAAAGAGCGAGGCACCACACCGUUGAGAAAGGGAUCUAGCCCACUCAAACGCAGCAGCCUUGCGGACCCCCCUAGGUCCACAAACAGGAGUUAA